AUGGGCGAACCUGAACAACCAAUGGUCUCCCACGGCCGCGGCGGCCAGGGCAACAUCGGCCAUGAUUCCACCCAAUACGUCGACGGCGAGAUCGUCCGCGAGGGUGUCUACGGUGACCAGGGCGAUGGCGCAUACUCGGCCGGUCGCGGCGGCCUCGGCAACAUCGGAUCCCCGCAUGUACGCGCAACCUCCAAAGUGCCGCACGACGCAGAGAUGAUCCCCGAGCUGGCGGUGCGCAACUCGACAGAUGAGAAUUACCAUAUUGGCCGCGGCGGCCAGGGAAAUGUCCACCUCGACGAGGCAUCCCGCAUGGAGAAGGAGAAGAAGAAGACCCCCGUGCAUGAGGGAUUGGCGGAUAAAUUGAAGCAUAAGCUUAUGGGGCGGAAGUAG
Molecule: messenger RNA, 390 nt
Organism: Penicillium daleae
Lineage: Eukaryota; Fungi; Ascomycota; Eurotiomycetes; Eurotiales; Aspergillaceae
Product: DUF3602 domain-containing protein
Exons: 5
Coding region: 1-390 (129 amino acids)
Source: RefSeq, a predicted model, not a curated record